Molecule: messenger RNA, 1038 nt
Organism: Urocitellus parryii (Arctic ground squirrel)
Lineage: Eukaryota; Metazoa; Chordata; Mammalia; Rodentia; Sciuridae
Gene: Scamp5
Product: secretory carrier membrane protein 5
Biological process (GO): protein transport
Cellular component (GO): recycling endosome membrane; trans-Golgi network membrane
Source: RefSeq, a predicted model, not a curated record
CGCCGCUCGCGGCCGGCUCCGCGCCGCAUCCCUCGGGUGCUUCGCAGCUUAGCGCAGCGGCCUUUUUGCAGCUGAGCGGCUGCAGCGGUUCAGGACAAAGAGUUGUGGGCAGGCCUCUGGGCCAACUGGUACCAACAUGGCAGAAAAAGUGAACAACUUCCCACCAUUGCCCAAGUUCAUCCCACUGAAGCCAUGUUUCUACCAAGACUUCGAGGCAGACAUCCCUCCCCAGCAUCUCAGCAUGACUAAGCGCCUCUAUUACCUCUGGAUGUUGAACAGCAUCACACUGGCCGUGAACCUGGUGGGCUGUCUUGCGUGGCUGAUCGGAGGCGGGGGAGCCACCAACUUUGGCCUCGCCUUUCUCUGGCUCAUCCUCUUCACACCCUGCUCCUACGUCUGCUGGUUUCGGCCCAUUUACAAGGCCUUCAAGACCGACAGCUCUUUCAGCUUCAUGGCAUUCUUCUUCACCUUCACGGCCCAACUGGUCAUCAGCAUCAUCCAGGCUGUGGGCAUCCCAGGCUGGGGCGUCUGUGGCUGGAUCGCCACCAUCUCCUACUUCGGGACAAACAUUGGCUCAGCAGUGGUGAUGCUCAUUCCCACCAUCAUGUUCACAGUUGUGGCUGUCUUUUCCUUCAUCGCCCUCAGCAUGGUUCAUAAAUUCUAUCGGGGAAGUGGGGGAAGUUUCAGCAAAGCUCAGGAGGAAUGGACCACAGGGGCAUGGAAGAACCCACAUGUGCAGCAGGCAGCCCAGAAUGCAGCCAUGGGGGCAGCCCAGGGUGCCAUGAAUCAGCCGCAGACUCAGUAUUCCGCCACCCCUAACUAUACAUACUCCAAUGAGAUGUGAGCCAGCCAAGUCUACAGGAGGCAGGGCUGGGGGCCAGUGGGACAGGGGGCUCAAGCUACAGCAUCUGUUGUGGUAACCAAGCAGUGUUUCCCCUUCCCUUUUCUCCUCCUCCCGAACUUUGUACAAAGAAUCAGAGUUAUAUAUAUAUAUAUAUAUAUAUAUGUAUAUGUCUAUUCCCUGCCCCCACUUUUUGG